UCGUAAGGAAAUGCGUGUUUCCAGUUCCGCAUUUCAACAUUUUGAUUAGAAGGCAAUUGGUGGUUUGAUUAGACAGUUAUAAGACGACUUAGACUUUUUGAUUAUGUCUUCCAUUCUUGUGAAGAAUUUGCCGCCCAAUAUCAAUGGAGACAAGCUAGAAAUUUAUUUCCAGAAACAAAAAAAUGGAGGUGGAGAUGUAAACGAAGUUCGGAUGAUUGAAAAUGGAUCACAAGCCAUUGUAGUUUUUGAGGAGAAACAAAUUGCUUCAAAAAUUGUGCAAAGAGAACAUACAAUGCUUGGAAAAAGAAUUGAAGUGGAACAAUUUGAACAACCGAAAAAGCUUUUUCUCAAAGUUGAAGCUAUAUUGAGUUCGACUACCGUAGAAUUCCUUGGAGAAUAUAAAAUCGAGUUGUUGACUCAACAUCAUAAGAAUACUGAUUGUCAAAAAUUGCAGAACGGACAAAUGUUAAUCAAAACAGAUUCUCUGGAAGAGUUACUACAGUUUAAAAAAUCAUUAGAGAAUUUGUUAAAAAAAUCCAAGACACUACAUUUGAGUCAAUCGUCAUCAUCACCUGUUAAAAUGCAGCAAACAAAUUAUGGUUUUGGGGAACAACCUGUAUUUCAUCCACCAAAUAUAGAAAGAAGAACAUCAGUGAACUCAUGGGAUCCCGUAUCACAAUUUUCUGGUUCUACACGAGAUCCACUUCUUCCUGAACUACGGGAUCCACUUCUUCCUGAAUGGUCAGAUAGUCCUUUACCGCAGCCACAAGAUGGAAACAUGUUUUGGCAGAAUGUGGAUGUCGAUGGCCAGGCAGUGAUUAAAGGAAAAUUUUGUUUUCCAGAAGGAGAGAUUUUUAUAUUCUCAGAUGUUAUUAGAUAUCCAUCAUAUGACUGCAUUGUCAGGCUUCCUGCUAGUUCUCGUGGAGAAAUCAUUAAAGAAAUGUUGAAAAUUGCAUUUGAAGAAAGAAAACUGUUCUAUGUAAGAAAGGAUGUUACAGGGUGUGGAUUUGUUGUACAGUCUGCUUAUGACGUUUUUGGAAGUCGGAAUACAGGAGAUGAAGUUGAUUUGUCACAUAAACUCGAUGAAAUUAAAUCGCGUUUAGUUGAUUUGAAGAUCCCUCUUCCAAGCCUCACAAUAACAAGACCUCGAGAAACUGCCCCCGCCGUUUUCUCCACAUAUCCAGCCGAAACCGGACAUGAAAUGAUGGAUACUUCUCCACCAAUACAUCAAGUUAAGAAGGUUACUCCAAAGCCGAAAGGACCAUUUCCUCAGCCAGAUGGCUUAAAAAUCAAUUCUGAACUUCAUGAGAAAAGUUUAUCUGGAUUUCCACUUUGCGAGGCUCUGCAUAUGUACUUCAGAUUUCCUGGUGGCAUAAUCAAUACAAAUGGUGGGCAAACCAUACAAUAUGUUUCCUACAAUCGAACUGCAUGUUUACCAGCAAACGCUGAAGGUAGAAAAUUAUCUGCAAUGAUAUUAGAAGCUGCAAAUCAAAGAAAAUUAUUUGUUGUGGCAUUGAAAGCUGGAAUAUACAUGAUUAGAACAAAAGUUCCUCUACUUACUAGUGAUGACUACCCGAAUGAAGACUACUUAAAUCAGUUGUAUCGAGCUCUAUUAAAACUUGGCAUCUCCGAACCAUCAGUUCCACCUCCUCUUCCCGCUACAUCCGAAGCCCAUUAUGAAGAAAACUCAAGCGAUGAGUCUGAUCAAGAGAGUAAAGAAACUUUACGUAAAGGAGGACCCUUUCCUCAACCUCAAAAUGGAGUAAUACGAAUGGAAAGAGAAAACAGAAAUCUCAAAAAUUUUGGAAACUGUGGAACGAUUAAUAUUUAUUUUCGUUUUGCUGGAGGAAAAAUGAAAAUUGAGGGGUCGAAACCUUCAAAAUCAUUUGAAGUUCAAUACAGUCAAAUGUAUAUUGUUGCUGCAUUGCCUGAUAGCGAGAAUGGUCUUCGUAUGGCAAUCAUGUUGCGUACUGCGUUUAAUGACAGGAAAUUAUUUCGUAUUGAAAGAAGAGAAGGUGAACCAUCUUUCCGAGCGCGACCAUGCGUAACACUUUUGAGAGCAGAUGAAUAUUCGAGAACAGAUUAUUUGGCACAACUCAAAAAGGAGUUGAAAAGUUUGGGAAUCAGAGAACCAAGUUCAGAAGCUGUUGCUUCCCUUUCAAUACCAAAAUCAACGAUUCCACAAGGUGGUGCUCUUCCACCUGAUUGGGCUGCAUCGUCAUCUGCACAAGCUUUACCUGAUACAAUGACUGCACAACCGCAGCUCGCGCCAGCAUUUAGACCCCCUGGUGCAAGACCAAAAACUCAAAAAUUGAUCCCAAAUUCUGUUGAUCCAAUGAAUUCACAACAUCGUCUGGCACGGAGACCUCAAACCUUUGAUCAAUAUUCACGAAGUAUGCCUAGGCAAAAACAAAUGAAAGGACCUCGUGUACUACAGCAUAAUGAUUUACAAGCAGAUGAUAAGAAAGAGGAUGAAGAAGAAGAUAAGUGUGCUAUAUGUUUGGCUCCAAUAAGUGCAUUACCAACCAAAAAACUUUCAUGCAAACACAUAUUUCAUGCAAACUGUGUUGAUAUGGCCAUAAAAACAAAUCCCAAAUGCCCAAUGUGCAACCAACCGCUAGGUAAUUCUCCUCAACGUCCUCGGCAUCAAACACCACAGUUUUCUCCAUUGGCUACUCAAUAUGCUGGAAGUAGUUCUAGCUUGCUAUUGGGUUCACCUAACAGCCGACCACGUCAAUAUUCGGCAAAUUCACAGUCAAGAAAUGCAUUUGGAAAUCAACCUACCAAUGGUAAAAUGACAGAUCACACCGAUCCAAGGUCACUACCUGGAUAUACUGGAAGUGGUACAAUUGUGAUUAGAUAUUCAUUUCCAUCUGGAAUUCAACAGAACUGUCAUCCUUCACCUGGAUCUCAAUAUGGAUCUACAAAUCGUGAAGCGUAUUUGCCUGAUAAUCGAGAAGGUCGCGAUCUUUUAAAAUUACUCAGAAGAGCAUUUGAUGCUGGACUUACUUUUACUAUUGGUCAAUCGCAAUCUUCGGGCGAAGACAAUCGAAUUGUUUGGAAUGGAAUUCCGCAUAAAACCAAUAUAAAUGGAGGAAAGCAUAGCUAUGGAUAUCCAGAUCCAAACUAUUUAAUUGAACUCAGACAGACUUUACAAUUCAUGGGAAUCCAGUAAAUAUUUGGACUUGAAUUGAAAUCUACUAUGAUGAUAAUUCUAGAAAUAAAAUUUUUUAUGCUAUUUUUUUCACUAAAAUGUUCUUCAAUGUAUAUAUGCAUUUAUUUAUAAAAUGAAUUUGAUUUAGUUUGGCUAGAUAUGUAACAAUUGGAUGAAAUGGCCUAGCCCACAUCUUCAAGUAUCCAACUUGUGACAAAUUUGGUUGAGCAAUUAAGCCUUAAUUGAAUAAAACAAUAAUCUGACUUGUGAUAGAUUUUAAUAAAUAUAUACGUUUUAAAACCUUACCUAAUAAGGUUUUUUCUGCACUUCUGCUUCUGUAAUCAAUUUUUUUUUCUUCAUUUUAUUAUGAAUAACACUUAUAUAUUUGCUAAAUAAUUGCAUUUUACCUGAUGUUGAUCUAAUUUCUGAACCAACGUUAUCGCUUACCUGUGGUUUUAUAAUAUUGCUCAACUAUUGAUUCCUUUACCAGGUUGCAUUAAUUUGCUUCUUGUUAUGUAUUGAAUUGUUCGAUCUUUGACUAAAAUGAUUAUACGCAAUGCCAUUACCGUGGUCAUAAUGAGCAUAAUCCACAUUAGUUUAACAAUUCCUGUAUUCUUAAGAAGGUCUUAUGUGUAUAAGUAUAUUAUACAUUAUUUGUCUCAAAAAAUGUAACAUCAUCAUAAAGAAUAAAAAAAAGCAAUGACUGGAAACUUUGUGAAAUAACACCUUGUUGAACUUAUAUUGCACCUAGCAACCACUUAAACACGAACCUGCUAGUUGAUCAUAUAUACCGGUAUAUAUAUAUUACAGACUUUCAAUAUCACUAGAAGAU
Molecule: messenger RNA, 3986 nt
Organism: Styela clava
Lineage: Eukaryota; Metazoa; Chordata; Ascidiacea; Stolidobranchia; Styelidae
Biological process (GO): protein ubiquitination; Notch signaling pathway
Molecular function (GO): RNA binding
Source: RefSeq, a predicted model, not a curated record